UUCAGUUUUUUCCAGAUUCGCAAUGAAACUUAAGUAUCCGAGCAUUUACUUAUCGCAGAAGCUGAAGGACUUAGGAUUACGUGUUGGUAGAAAUCCUAUUUACUUUAUCGUCGUUCCACUGUUUGUAUCCAUGGUAUUAGCUACAGGUCUUCACAAGUGGCACGAUGAAAGGAACAUGAAAUAUUUAUUUGAACCCAAGAAUACCAGACAUGUUAAAGAAGAAGAAGUUAUAGCACGACUAUUUCCAAUGAAUUUAUCUUCCGAUGCACACAUGGAAAGGAUGAACAGAGAACCAAAUAUAGCAGUAGUCCUAGUAUCAGCCAAAGAUGAAGGAUCAAUGCUUCGAAAAAAAGUAUUUCGAGAAAUUAUUCAAUUAGAUGAAAUUAUUCAAAAUAUAAAAACUGCGGACAAUUUCACAUACAAAGAUUUGUGCGCAAGAAAUAACAAAAGAUGCUUCGAGAAUUCUAUUUUAUUCAUGCAGAAUGAAGUGGAAAUGAUGGAAAACAAAACUUAUACUAUUAAAUAUCCUUUACACGAAAUAAGUAGAUACGAGUAUCAACUGAAUAGUUUGUUUUUAGGAGGUGUACAAAAAACGCCAGAAGAUUACGUGAAAAGCGCGAAAAUGUUGCGACUCUUUUACUACUUUAAUGAUGAUUCGAGUAUUGACAGAAACAGAGUAGAAGAAUGGCAAAGUUUGUUUUUGGAUCGUAUUGAAUCAAGUACUUUUCAGCAUAUAACCGUUGAUCGAUACACGUCGAUUACAAUGGAACAGGAACUAUUUAAAGUCUUGUAUCGUUUACUUCCUCAACUUCCGAUUUCAAUGUUAGCAGUAGUAAUAUUUUCAAUGCUGACUUGUCUGUAUAACAGUUGGAUCGAGAGCAAACCUUGGAUCGGAGUCAUUGCAUUAAUAUCGGGAGGAAUGUCUUUGGCUUCGUCAUUUGGAUUGAUCAUGUAUUUUAAUACACCGUUUGUGGUUCCAGCUGGAUCUAUACCCUUUCUAAUUAUAGGUAUAGGCAUGGACGACGCUUUCAUCUUUUUAGCUGCGUGGAAAAAAACCGACCCAGAGAAGACCGUACCGGACAGACUCUCAGAAGUUUAUUCGGAAUCCGCCAUUUCUGUUACCGUAACUUCAGUAACGAAUUUCAUAGCCUUCACUUCAGGACUGUUUACCCCUUUCAGAGCAAUAACUUAUGUUUGUUUGUAUGCAUCGAUUGCUGUUGUCUUCUGUUACGUUUAUCAGAUAACGUUUGUCGGUGCUUGCAUGGCAGUCUUUGGAUAUGUGGAGAAACAAGGGAGACAUUCUUUAUUCUUUACAAAAAUAAAUACUCAGAAAGAAAACCGUUCUCGGAUUCGAAAGUUUCUAUUUUCUACACAAUCUUGGAAAUCUACGAAAAAUAACGUUGCUCCUAAGCCAUCAAUUUUCAUUCGAUUCGGUUAUAUUUUAUCAAUUUGGUACGUGAAAAUAGUUAUUUUCUUCAUCAUCACCGGGUAUGUUGUUGUAGCACUCUGGGGCUUGACUUUCACCCAUAUUUUCGGGUCACUUUCUCAUUCGGCGACAUAUGAUUCAUAUUUUAUACAAUAUUAUAAACAAUUUUUAAACAAUUUCAAUCACUACGAAUACAGAUUUCAAAUCAUCAUCGAUCAAGAAAUAAAUUACGCAGAUGUACAAAUUCAGAAUGUAAUAGAGAAUUUUUUUUCAGAAAUGGAGAGAAAAGGAUUAAUUGCAGAUUUUCUUACCGAGUCUUGGCUCAGAUUUUAUUUGAAAUUCCUCAAGGACCGAAGAAUCUCAUUAUCUGUACAAUCAUUUAACAUAAGCGAUACGAAGGAUUUUAUCUCAAUUUUGCGCAGUGUUUUUCUACGUCAUCCUUCUGCACGACGAUUUCGUAAUGAUAUUGCAUUCAACUCUGAUUACUCAGCUAUCGUGGGAAGCAGAUUACUUUGUCAAACUAAAUUUACUACGGAAGAAUCGUUACCUGUAAUUUUUAUAACCAUGAGGAAACUCACUGAAAAAAUGCCUUUUAAAGUUUUUCCGUAUCACUUUUUGGCUUAUUGGGCCGAUAGCAUUGAAUUGCAUGUAAAAUUUACUGCGCAAUUGUUGAGUAGUGUCGUGAUCAUCAUUGUGAUUGUUUGUUUCGUUCUAAUACCAGACAUCGUCGUCAUGUUUUCGGUUGGUCUUUCCAUUAUUACUAUAGAAAUUUCCACCUUGGGUUACAUGGCUAUGUGGGAUGUCGAAUUGUCACCAGUGUCUAUAAUCGUUUUAGUCAUGUGCGCUGGUUUCUCGGUCGAUUAUUCUGCUCAUAUAGCUCAUGCUUACAGACACUGUGACAGUGAAGAUCCCAAUGAACGUCUUCGUCAUAGUAUAAAUUCUAUCGGAUACGCAAUAUUGCAAGGUAGUGCAACAACAAUAAUCGCCGUGUUACCUUUAGCCAUUCCUUUGGCUUAUAUAUUUAUUGCGACUUUUAAAAUAAUUUUUAUGGUUAUUUUGUUUUCCGUUAUUAAUGCUUUGAUAUUUUUGCCAGUUCUUCUGUCCACAUUGAAUCUCGUCAAAUUGAAAAUAUGCGACAGAAAAAAACGGAAUAAAAACCUUAAUACAGUUGAUGGGCAUACAAAUGUCGGUUUUUCUGUUUCAGAAACAGCAACAUAAAUGUCGUAUAAGGUGAAUAUUCGUGUUCUUUUUCUUCGAAAGCGGAUAACUUUCUGAAUUCAAGAUGGUUAUAACUGAAUAAGAUGAUUAGGUCUACCGGAAAGUUCUGUCCGUUUUUUGAAUAAAACAAAAUAAUAAAUUUUUCAUACCUUGAAUAAACUUUAUUGAAUAAUAUAAUUUCCAUCAUUAUUUAUGACUUCUUGCCAGUGUGAUGGCAAUUUGUAUAUCCCAAUUUUAAAAAAUGCCUUAUCCCUAGAGGCGAAAAAUUGAACCAGUACUUGUCUGAUGUCUUCUUCGUUUUUGAAUUUUUUGCCUUGCAAUAAAUUUUGUAAGGACAGAAACAAGUGAUAAUCGGAGGGUGCUAGGUCCAUGGAGUAUGGUGGAUACGACAGAAUUUCCCAGCCUAGCUCUGCGAGUUUCUGACGAGUCCCCAAAGCAGUAUGUGGCCUGGCAUUAUCAUGAAGCAGUAUGAUGUCCUUCCUAUUGAACAUCGCUGGCCUCUUUUCUUACAGUGCUGUUUUUAAAUUAUCCAAUUGCUGACAAUACCUCUCCGAAUUUAGCUUUUCGUUUGGUUUUAAUAGCUCAAAAUGUUUCGGUCCUGGAAUGUCCCACCAUAUACACAACAUUCUCUUAUUCAGACUCAACUUUGGUUUAGAGGUGUAGGGGGCAGAUUUUCCGGAUUCACAUCAUGCCCUUUUCCUUAUAAUGUUUUCAUAGGUAAUCCACUUUUCAUCCCCAGUUAUCAUCAGGUCAAGAAGGGUUCGAUUUUGUUCCAUGUAAGCAGAGAUAUGCAUAUGGUGACUCGAUCAUUCAAAUUCUUCUCACUUAACUCAUGUGACAUCCAUCUCAAAUUCUUCUCACUUAACUCAUGUGACAUCCAUCUCAAAUUCUUCUCACUUAACUCAUCUGGCACCCAUUUUUUGAACCAUCUUCUGCAUGUUCUACCAGAAACUGUACCUUCACCAAACACUUUCAAUAAAUUUCUACAUGCUUCUAUAGCAUUUCUUUCUUGUUGGAAUUCGUACAAAAUACAGUGGCGUAAAUGAACUUUAUCAGUAGCCAUGUGUACACGAUCGCAUCUCACUUAAAACUAACAUGAAUCAUCUUCGUUUUAGUUCAUUUGUUAGGUCAGUAUGUAUACAUUCAGUGAUAAAAAAGAGAGCCAAAUAUGCAUCAAAUGAUUAUGCACAUACUGUACUUGUUGAAACUUGUUGUAACCAAAACGGACAGAACUUUCCGUUAGACCCAAUAUUUUUGGAAAUUUCUGCAACACCAAAAAAAAGGUU
This is a messenger RNA of Centruroides sculpturatus (bark scorpion), 3930 nucleotides long. RefSeq names its product patched domain-containing protein 3-like. The coding region runs from base 23 to 2644 and encodes 873 amino acids. The transcript is spliced from 3 exons. NCBI's taxonomy places the organism in Eukaryota, Metazoa, Arthropoda, Arachnida, Scorpiones, Buthidae. The record is from RefSeq and is a predicted model, not a curated record. Gene Ontology annotation, cellular component: membrane.